AUGGAGUCGACGCCCGGACAGCUUCGAGACGCGGGACGAGACGCCAGCUCUUCCCCCAGUUCAAAGCAGGACGCACAGAGCUUCUCCAGCCCCAGCUCCCUCAAACCAAACCAAGUGAGUGAGACCUCCCUGUACGGGGUUCCCAUCGUAUGUCUGGUCAUAGACGGUAAGGAGAGACUCUGCCUGGCGCAGAUUUCUAACACCCUGCUGAAAAACUACAGCUACAACGAGAUACACAACCGCCGGGUGGCUUUGGGCAUCACCUGUGUGCAGUGCACCCCGGUCCAGCUGGAGCUCCUGCGGCGCGCCGGGGCCAUGCCCAUCUCCUCCAGGCGCUGCGGCAUGAUCACCAAACGGGAGGCCGAGAGGCUCUGCAAGUCCUUCCUGGGAGCGCACAGCCCUCCAAAGCUACCAGAAAAUUUCGCAUUUGAUGUGUUUCAUGAAUGCGCCUGGGGCUGCAGGGGCAGCUUCAUACCCGCAAGAUACAACAGCUCCAGAGCAAAGUGCAUCAAGUGCAGCUUUUGCAACAUGUAUUUCUCCCCAAAUAAAUUCAUUUUCCACUCCCAUCGCACCACAGAGUCCAAGUAUCUGCAGCCGGACGCGGCCAACUUCAAUUCGUGGAGACGCCACCUGAAACUGACGGACAAAAAAUCUGAGGACAUUAACCACGCGUGGGAGGAUGUAAAGGCCAUGUUCAACGGUGGGAGUAGAAAGAGGACUCUGCCCAUGAGCGGGUCGGGGAUGUCCUCAUCGAUGAAAUCACAGGCUUCGUCCACCCUGGCCCAAACCAGUUCCCCUGAGAUCCCUCACAAAACUUUACGGUGCGACGAGGAUCAGGGGAAUAAUAACCUGAGUUUGGCGAGCGGCGCUCGGACCUACCCAGUCAUCCCAGUGCCCAGCAAGAGCUUUGGCAUGCUUCAGAAAAUCCCCCCACCUCUGUUCCCACACCACCCCUAUGGCUUCCCCAGCUAUGGGCUGUGUCAGAAAAAGAGCGACGGUGUGCCUGAUGCGAACAAAACCAAUGUGUCUGGUGUGUUUUGGCCUGGCGCAAAGGACACCCUCUACCCUGCUUUCCCCAUGUUUUGGCCUACAGCUGGUGGCCUACCCAUGCCACCCUACCCAGGGUCUCCACCCAAACCUCCUCCAGAGCUGCCAGGCGUCCGGCAGAGCGAGCUUGACUUAUCGGACCAAAGUGACCGGGGCGCAAACACACCCAAAGACAGCAACCACCACUCUCACCAUCAGCAGGACGGUGGAGAGCGCUGUUCCAGCUCCCAGUCCUCCUCAACCAGGAACGACGAGGACAAGUCCGGGGACGAGACCUCACAGAGGAAAAUCAGCUACAUUUCGGCCUUCAGACCCGUGGUUAAAGACGCGGAGACCAUCGCCAAACUCUACGGCACCCGGGACAGCUACGGCGUGCGCCCUGGCUACCUGUCCCCGGAUUUUAUCAGCGAGAGCUCCAGUUAUAGAUCGAUAUCACCGGACAGGGACAGCGUGGUGGACGACGACGACGAGGACCCGGACGUGGAUGUGGAGUCAAACCGUGGACAAGACGAGGAUGAGCCGAUCCAGAUAUCACCGGGAAGGGACCACCAUGACUCACCUGUCCCGGACCGGGUCUCCUCGGGUGCUGAGGAGAGUCAGGAGCAGCCUGACGCCUCCAGCCCGGGAGCAGCAGCAGCAGCAUCACCGGAGGACUCCGUGCACACGGGGUCAUCAGAUGAGGACAGGCGGAUGCGUAAUGGCUCCCCUCUUCAUGAAGUGUACGCUCAUGAAAAGGACGGCCACGUGCUCCUGAACGAGCCUUCAUCAUUCGGGUCGAAACAAUCGAGCAGAUCCAACGGUGUCCAUCACGUUUCUGAUACACAGAACCAACGAACAUCCCACCAGGAGCAAAAAGACAGACAAGCCGAUGGAGCUUUACGCAUCGAUAUCAGCGUUCAUGAAAGAGACCUGGAGAACAUGGCCAAAGAGGAAUUGCAGAAGCAGCUGGUGGAACAAGUUGAGCUGAGGAAAAAGUUGGAGAGAGAAUUUCAGCAUUUAAAAGAUAAUUUUCAGGAUCAAAUGAAGCGUGAGCUGUCCUACAGAGAGGAAAUGGUCCAGCAGCUGCAGAUUGUUCGAGACACUUUGUGCAGCGAGUUGGACCAAGAGAGAAAGGCUCGUUAUGCAAUACAGCAGAAGCUAAAAGAAGCUCAUGACGCCCUUCACCAUUUCUCCUGCAAGAUGCUCACUCCUCGUCAGUGUACCGGAGCCUGCACCUUCAAGCCCCCGCUGCUGCCUCCCUAG
Morone saxatilis (striped sea-bass) is the source of this 2289-nucleotide messenger RNA. RefSeq names its product SKI family transcriptional corepressor 1 homolog-B-like. Bases 1 to 2289 code for a protein of 762 amino acids. Gene Ontology annotation, cellular component: nucleus; transcription regulator complex. Gene Ontology annotation, molecular function: DNA-binding transcription factor activity, RNA polymerase II-specific; RNA polymerase II cis-regulatory region sequence-specific DNA binding; SMAD binding. The record is from RefSeq and is a predicted model, not a curated record. NCBI's taxonomy places the organism in Eukaryota, Metazoa, Chordata, Actinopteri, Moronidae. Gene Ontology annotation, biological process: negative regulation of transcription by RNA polymerase II; negative regulation of BMP signaling pathway. The transcript has 8 exons.